AUGGACUACGGUUGUGCUCGGCAUGGAGGGAGAGAUCCCGCAUCUCGCUGCACCCCGAGGUCCUGGAGAACCCGCACCGGGGGUCUCUGCAAGCACCAGAUACCGGCCACCGCCCCCCCUCCCCUGCAUCCCACAGCCCCCGCGGGGAAGGAUAAGGAUGCUCCUGCCGCGGCAGGGAUGCAGCGAGCGGCGAUACCCGCGCGGGGACGCCGGAGCUCGCCGGGAGCUCAGCGGGAACUCACCAGGAGCUCAGUGGGCACCCACAGGGGCCCCUCGGCGAGGUGUCCCGGAGGCGGGGGGGGUGGUGUCCGUGGGGAGGGGACCGCCCGCUCCCACCGCCCGCACUCACCGCUCCCGCUCCCGCCGCCGAGUCCCGCGGCCGCCGCCUCCGGCAGCACCGCCACCGCGCAUGCGCGCCCCGCCCCGGGGUGGCCCCGCGGAGUGAGCCCAGCUGAGCUCAGCCCGGCCAAGCUCAGUCCAGCCAAGCUCAGCCCAGUGGAGCUGAGCCCGGCCAAGCGCAGUCCGGCCAAGUGCAGCCCGGCCAAGUGCAGCCCGGCCAAGCUGAGCCCGGCCAAGCUGAGCCCGGCCAAGCUCAGCCCAGCGGAGCUCAGCCCGGCCAAGCUCAGCCCAGCCAAGCGCAGCCCAGCCGAGCUGAGCCCGGCCAAACGCAGUCCAGCCAAGCUGAGCCCGGCCAAGCUGAGCCCGGCCAAGCUCAGCCCAGCCAAGCUCAGCCCAGCGGAGCUCAGCCUGACCAAGCGCAGCCCAGCCCGGGCUGGAGAAAGUGCGGCUCAAACUGAUGGGAGAGCCUGCAGCCCGUCACCCCCACUGGUGGCUGCGGAAGGGAACUAA
Molecule: messenger RNA, 849 nt
Organism: Corapipo altera (White-ruffed manakin)
Lineage: Eukaryota; Metazoa; Chordata; Aves; Passeriformes; Pipridae
Product: transmembrane protease serine 13-like
Exons: 1
Coding region: 1-849 (282 amino acids)
Source: RefSeq, a predicted model, not a curated record